Messenger RNA from Daldinia caldariorum, 657 nucleotides. RefSeq lists its product as uncharacterized. The transcript is spliced from 3 exons. The coding region runs from base 1 to 657 and encodes 218 amino acids. Gene Ontology annotation, biological process: regulation of transcription by RNA polymerase II. NCBI's taxonomy places the organism in Eukaryota, Fungi, Ascomycota, Sordariomycetes, Xylariales, Hypoxylaceae. Gene Ontology annotation, molecular function: DNA-binding transcription factor activity, RNA polymerase II-specific; RNA polymerase II cis-regulatory region sequence-specific DNA binding. Gene Ontology annotation, cellular component: chromatin. The record is from RefSeq and is a predicted model, not a curated record.
AUGACUGAGAAACAGAUGGAUCAGUCCCAAGCUCGUCGACGACGACGAGAUGGAGCGCCAGGCGUACAGCAGCGUCUGUACACAAAGGAAAAGCCUUAUGUCUGCCAUUGUGGGUCGGCCUAUUCUCGUCGAGAUCUCUUGACCCGCCAUCAACGUAUUACCCAUGAGACUAUAUCACCUAGGUCGUCUGAUGGCCUCUCAUCGGAAGAUAAUCACCAGUUGUCUGCGACGGAAGAGGAUCCCACUUCUGAGGACCAUAUUUCCUCUACUGCAUCCAUUCCGGAUUUGAGUAUGGAUCACAACAUUCACCAACAUCAACCAGCACCACCAUAUUCAAAUCCAGCCCACGGUUUAGCCAUUCAAACCCAGGCUGUCACCCAGCCCUACCAGUUAAUCGCCGGCCAAGAUAUCUACCCCAACGGUCAACACUACCAAGGGUUUGACCACUUCCCAGGGAUACAUGAUUUCUCAGACCCAGUCAGCCUACCUCCAGAAUGGAGCCCUUAUUUUCAUAGCCCAGUCAUGGAACAGGAGAUGGUAGAUCCUGCUUUACGAGCUUCGAUUGUUGAUGUGUCGUCGCCUCUCUCCAACGAGAAUUUCUCGAUGCACGGCUACAAUUCUUGGAUGUCGCCAACGGCUCAGAAAUGGGGCAAUUAA